This is a messenger RNA of Eruca vesicaria subsp. sativa (arugula), 1483 nucleotides long. Lineage: Eukaryota; Viridiplantae; Streptophyta; Magnoliopsida; Brassicales; Brassicaceae. The record is from the annotation of a GenBank genome assembly.
CUCUCUCUAAUCCGUGCUACACAUCUCUUAACCGCCGCCGGCCGUCGCUAUCCACCGUCAAUUUGAAAUCACUCCACCGUCGGUUAACCUCCGUUUCUUAAUCUCGUCUGGUGGAUGAAUAUUGUUUGAGCAGCCUAAUAGCAAUACACUGGGGUCAUCAAAUCCAUCACCAAUGUCAGAAAGUGAUCCAGACAUGAUGAAACCAGAGACUAUGAAGUCAUACAUCUGGCUUCAAACUUCUGAUGGUUCAGUUCAACAAGUGGAACAAGAGGUUGCAAUGUUCUGUCCCAUGAUAUGUCAAGAAGUAAUACACAAUGGUGCUGGAUCUUCUGAGAGUCAUGCUAUAUCGCUUCCACAGCGAGUGAAUCCAGAUAUGCUCAGCCUGAUUCUUGAUUACUGCAGAUUUCAUCAAGUGCCUGGACGUUCAAAUAAGGAGCGAAAAAGUUAUGAUGAAAAAUUCAUGCGAAUGGACACAAAGAGGCUAUGUGAGUUGACCUCAGCUGCUGACAGUUUGCAGCUGAAGCCUUUGGUUGAUAUUACUAGUCGCGCACUUGCACGGAUCAUUGAAGGGAAAUCACCUGAGGAGAUUCGAGAUAUAUUUCAUUUGCCUGAUGACCUCACUGAGGAGGAGAAAUUAGAGCCUCUGAAGAACACAAUGGAUGAUCCACGGAUUCGACUACUGAAUAGAUUAUACGCAAAGAAAAGAAAGGAGCUGAAAGAAAGAGAGAGAUUGAAGAAUGUUGAGAUUGGAGAACAUGUGGAUGAACGUUCUGUGGAUGACCUGUUAUCGUUUAUCAACAGCAGAGAUCCCAAGACGUCAAAGGGAAAGAAAAAGAGCAAGAAAAAGAAGGACCAGAAGAUUGAUUCUUCAAAUGACAGAGAAGGACCAGAAGACUUUCAUGACAAGGAAUCGCAUGAUCUUCAUUCCAAACAACAAGGUGUUGAAGAAACUGGAUCCAGCAUGAGAGAGGUACCUGAAGAUGACAUAUUUAUGCCAAAGGUUGCCGGGUCUGAAGAUGGAGAUAUAGAUGAUGAAAUCGAUCCAGCCAUGAAGGAAAUGCUUGAUAGAGAGGUAGAAGAUUUUGCUCGAAGGCUGAACUCCAAUUGGGUUUGCUCCUUAGGACAAGAGAGAAGGCCUGUUCACUUUUCCAUAAACGGCAACAGGACUACAAGACAACAUAUAGGUCAAUCUUCAGGACACAAUUGAUGAAUUUCAAUGGCUGACACAGUUUUGGUUGGUUAUAUGAGCAAAUAGGAGAUAGAGCGAAUGGUUCCACCAGUCAUGAUGCAGUUUUUUAGAGUCCAGUUCUGUAUUAGUUUUCUUGUUUCAGUUUUGUGUUGAUAUAAACUCACAAACCAAUAAAGAAGACAUGUUCCAUUGUUUUAGCAUCAGCAUUCACAAGCCACAUAAGAAAGAAGUCUGACUAAUAUGGUAAGAUCUAAGAGGCCAACACAUAUAUAUAGUCACAUUGUUCAAAGAUCA